Molecule: messenger RNA, 3008 nt
Organism: Xiphophorus hellerii (green swordtail)
Lineage: Eukaryota; Metazoa; Chordata; Actinopteri; Cyprinodontiformes; Poeciliidae
Product: zinc finger protein 501-like
Exons: 4
Coding region: 190-2877 (895 amino acids)
Biological process (GO): regulation of transcription by RNA polymerase II
Cellular component (GO): nucleus
Molecular function (GO): DNA-binding transcription activator activity, RNA polymerase II-specific; RNA polymerase II cis-regulatory region sequence-specific DNA binding
Source: RefSeq, a predicted model, not a curated record
AAAUGAAAACUUUUCAGAGAAAUUAGGGAAUGUAUUUAAUCCUGGCUGACAUAAAGCAGGAAGUUAAGACUGUUUUAAAAUCAUAAUGUGUGAAAUCAGGUUGUCUCUAAUAAAUAUCUGGUUUCAACUAUAUCUGAAACUGCUGCCCCUGCUGCACAAAUAUCCUAAAUUCAAUUUUCCAUGUUAUGAAUGUUUGUUUUACGCAGGACUGAAAUGGAGAAACUUCACCUGGAAGAGAAGGCAUCACUGGAAGAGAACCAAACCUGCACAAACCCAGGCGGCCAUGAUGAUAAAGCCUCAGUUGGUCCCAGCGAUGGACAGCAGGUUCAGCCCACCCAGAGGCUGCAGAACAAACACCGUUGUGACAAGUGUCUGAAAUAUUUCAGAUGGAAGACGUAUCUGAAAAUUCAUCAACACAUUCACACUGGAGAGAAGCCUUAUAGCUGCAGUCAGUGUGAGAAGAGAUUCAGACAACUGUCAAAUCUGAAGACUCAUCAGCGAAUCCACACUGGAGAGAAGCGCUAUCUCUGUGACCAGUGUGGAAAGGCUUUUAUUCAGAAGGUUAGUUUUAACACUCAUCAGCGAAUCCACACUGGAGAGAAGCCUUAUAGCUGCAGUCAGUGUGAGAAGAGAUUCAGACAACUGUCAAAUCUGAAGACUCAUCAGCGAAUCCACACUGGAGAGAAGCGCUAUCUCUGUGACCAGUGUGGAAAGGCUUUCAUUCGGAAGGGUAAUUUUAACCGCCAUCAGCAAAUCCACACUGGUGAAAAGCCUUAUAGCUGCAGUCAGUGUGAGAAGAGAUUCAGAGAUUCCUCUGGGCUGAAGACUCAUCAGCAACUCCACACUGGAGAAAAGCGCUAUCUCUGUGACCAGUGUGGAAAGGCUUUUAUUGAGAAGAGUCAUUUUAACAGCCAUCAGCGAAUCCACACUGGUGAAAAGCCUUACAGCUGCAAUUGUUGUGAGAAGAGAUUCAAAGAUCUGUCAACGCUGAAGCAUCACCAGAAAAUCCACAAUGGAGAAAAGCCUUAUAGCUGCAGUCAGUGUGAGAAGAGAUUCAGAGAUUCCUCUGGGCUGAAGAGUCAUCAGCGAAUCCACACUGGAGAGAAACGCUAUCUCUGUGAGAAGUGUGGAAAGGCUUUUAUUCAGAAGGUUAGUUUUAACCGCCAUCAGCGAAUCCACACUGGUGAAAAGCCUUAUAGUUGCAGUCAGUGUGAGAAGAGAUUCAGAGCUCUGCCAACGCUGAAGCAUCACCAGAAAAUCCACACUGGAGAGAAGCGCUAUCUCUGUGACCAGUGUGGAAAGGCUUUUAUUCAGAAGGUUAGGCUGCUGUAUCAUAAGCAUAUCCACACUGGUGAAAAGCCUUUCAGAUGUGAUCAGUGUGAGAAGACAUUCAAAAGUUCCUCACAUCUUAAGAGUCAUCAGCGAAUCCACACUGGUGAAAAGCCUUAUAGCUGCAGUCAGUGUGAGAAGACAUUCAGAGAUCCGUCAACGCUGAAGACUCAUCAGCGAAUCCACACUGGAGAGAAGCCUUAUAGCUGCAGUCAGUGUGAGAAGAGAUUCAGACAACUGUCAAAUUUGAAGACUCAUCAGCGAAUCCACACUGGAGAGAAGCGCUAUCUCUGUGACCAGUGUGGAAAGGCUUUCAUUCGGAAGAGUCAUUUUAACAUUCAUCUGCGAAUCCACACUGGUGAAAAGCCUUAUAGCUGCAGUCAGUGUGAGAAGAGAUUCAGAGAUUCCUCAGGGCUGAAGCAUCAUCAGAAAAUCCACACUGGAGAAAAACCUUAUAGCUGCAGUCAGUGUGAGAAGAGAUUCAGACAACUGUCAAAUCUGAAGACUCAUCAGCAAAUCCACACUGGAGAGAAGCGCUAUCUCUGUGACCAGUGUGGAAAGACUUUUAUUCAGAAGGUUAGUUUUAACACUCAUCAGCGAAUCCACACUGGUGAAAAGCCUUAUAGAUGUGACCAGUGUGGAAAGACUUUUAUUCAGAAGGUUAGUUUUAACCGCCAUCAGCGAGUCCACACUGGUGAAAAGCCUUAUAGUUGCAGUCAGUGCGAGAAGAGAUUCAGAUUUGCUUCAGGACUGAAGACUCAUCAGCGAAUCCACACUGGUGAAAAGCCUUUCAGAUGCGAUCAGUGUGGAAAGACUUUUAUUCAGAAGGUUAGUUUUAACCGCCAUCAGCGAGUCCACACUGGUGAAAAGCCUUAUAGCUGCAGUCAGUGCGAGAAGAGAUUCAGAUUUGCUUCAGGACUGAAGACUCAUCAGCGAAUCCACACUGGAGAGAAGCGCUAUCUCUGUGACCAGUGUGGAAAGGCUUUUAUUCGGAAGGGUAGUUUUAACUGCCAUCAGCGAAUCCACACUAGUGAAAAGCCUUAUAGCUGCAGUCAGUGUGAGAAGAGAUUCAGAUUUGCUUCAGGACUGAAGACUCAUCUGCGAAUCCACACUGGUGGAAAGCCUUAUAGCUGCAGUCAGUGUGAGAAGAGAUUCAAAGAUUGCUCAGGGCUGCUGUAUCAUAAGCAUAUCCACACGGGUGAAAAGCCUUUCAGAUGUGAUCCGUGUAAGAAGACAUUCAAACGUUCCUCACAUCUUAAGAGUCAUCAGCGAAUCCACACUGGUGAAAAGCCUUAUAGCUGCAGUCAGUGUGAGAAGAGAUUCAAAGAUUGCUCAGGGCUGCUGUAUCAUAAGCAUAUCCACACUGGUGAAAAGCCUUUCAGAUGUGAUCAGUGUAAGAAGACAUUCAAACGUUCCUCACAUCUUAAGAGUCAUCAGCGAAUCCACACUGGUGAAAAGCCUUAUAGCUGCAGUCAGUGUGAGAAGAGAUUCAGAUUUGCUUCAGGGCUGAAGCAUCAUCAGAAAAUCCACACUGGUGAAAAAGCCUGAUCCACACAAGACAGCAGCAACAUCUGGAAUGUGAGGGAACUUUUUUCUCUCCUCCUCUCUUCUAUCACUAUGGCGACAACAGCCGGUGCUGUCAGUAACAUUUAUAUCAAUAAUAAUAACAAGCAUGCAAA